CUUGGAGCCUCACCAGUGGAGGAUAUGAACAGCAUUGUGAGUUACCACUUGUAGAUUGACUGGGCUUUUUACGCGGAGGCCUUGUCAACUCUUCUCACAUUCUCGCAAUGUCAACUAUCGGCUCGCAUGACCCAGGCCACUAUUUCCAGACAGAUACGUCAUUGGUUGAAAGCGAUCGAAAACAACGCAAAGCAGCAAACACCAAGGGCAGCCCUGUAAAGUUUCCUACAAAGAUCUUGGCUGUAGAAGUCAAUUACUUCUUCGAUCCCAGCGGCGAUGUGGUGUUCCUUGCUGAAGCCAGUGGCUCGGUGAGUGGGUUACGGUUAUCGACAAAUGAAGUGUCGGCCAUUCCCAGAGGGGCACAGGCGCCCCUGACCUGCCUUGCCUAUCAUGCCACGAAAACACCUCAAGAUCCUUUCACCACAAUGCAAGUAUUCGCCGGCGGCUGGGACAAGUCGGUAUGGAAUUACACGUUUCGCUUUGCAGAAGACACGAUGCAGGGUCGGACCGUCACUGACUACACCUCAUUCCCUGCCCAUCGCGAUUUUGUCAAGUGCUUGAUUGUGGUGCAGACUCCAGACAAGCAAGACAUCCUGAUAACGGGAGGAGCUGAUGGAGAUGUUCGGUUCUGGAGCAUAGGAGGCCAACCUCUGGGAUCCUUAAAUCCCAAUUGUCGGGGUAUCGAAGCUCUUGCACUGGACCCCCUUUCUGACCCUGACUCGCCUGGCGUCAUGUUCUCUACGUCAAAGAAAGAAAUCUUUUCAAUUACAGUUCCAGAAGUUUCAAAGAUCAAGACCUCUCAGAUACAAUUGGCCGGCCCCAUUGUUCCCCACGAAACCAGUGUGUACAAAUUGCACUUUGACGAUGAUGGCGACUUAUGGACAGCUUCCGCCGACAAGACAGCUAAACAGCUCUCUCGAAACGACAACUGGCAAGCAGUAUUGACACUAGAGCACCCAGAUUUUGUUCGAGAUGUGGUGACGCACGACGAUUACGGCUGGGUGUUGACCGCAUGCAGAGAUGAGGAAGUCCGAGUGUGGUUCAAGGCCACGGGUGACCUCCACCACGUAUUCAGCGGACAUUACGAAGAGGUCACAGGCUUGACGAUAUCAAAUGAUCUGCUGAUCAGCGUGAGCAUCGAUGGGACACUGCGGAGGUGGAGCCUUGCACCAGCAGACCUCCAGAGAGCAGUAGAAGAAAUGAAACAUCCCCACUUGCUUGAAGACGAACCAGAGCCAAAGGUUGACCUCUCCAUGCUGACGGAGGAGGAAGAGGCAGAGUUGCGGGCACUGAUGGAAUCUGAAGAACAAGAAACGCUGGAGAAGAUGGUGCUGGACGAACAGUGAAGGGAUAUCAUGGUACGAAAUAUUCCGUACGACUACACGUAGUCUGAUUGUGGAUCUGGACCAGACUCGAGAGUCUCCUCAUUCCUUAUCAGCAAGAAUCGAUAGUGCGCUGAAUGCGCGCAAAAUGCCCCAGAUUAGAUAAGCAUAUUGAUAUGGAAAUCCAGGCUUCCCAUUGGUUGUCAUGCCACUUCC
Exophiala viscosa is the source of this 1538-nucleotide messenger RNA. Its product is annotated as WD40-repeat-containing domain protein. NCBI's taxonomy places the organism in Eukaryota, Fungi, Ascomycota, Eurotiomycetes, Chaetothyriales, Herpotrichiellaceae. The record is from RefSeq and is a predicted model, not a curated record. Gene Ontology annotation, molecular function: protein binding. The transcript is spliced from 2 exons. Bases 108 to 1346 code for a protein of 412 amino acids.